AAUCAUUUUCAUUUUCUGUGAAAACUUAAAAAAACCAAAAAAUUAAAUAAAAAAUCGGCAAAAAACAAGUUUUAUUCAAAGUUUAAAAGAAAAAUGCCUGCCUUAGGAGAACACACCGAGAUUCCAAUGGACAUGGAAAACCCUCAAUACAAUUAUAAAAAAUUACCCGAUGAAAUUGUGAUCUCUGGUUUCUCCGGACGGUUACCAGAAAGUUCAAAUAUCCAAGAAUUCAAAGAGAAUUUAUUCAAUGGAGUUGACAUGGUAAAUGAUGAUCCUCGUCGUUGGCCAAAUGGUUUGUACGAUUUACCAACACGAAUUGGUAAAAUGAAGGAUGAAGAUAUGGAAAGUUUCGAUCAACAAUAUUUCGGUGUGCAUCAAAAACAAGCCGAAUGCAUGGACCCACAAAUAAGAAUGUUGCUCGAAUUAACACACGAAGCGAUCAUUGAUGCCGGUGUCAAUCCGAAUGAAUUGCGUGGCAGCCGUACUGGUGUGUACGUUGGUGUUCAAAGCGCCGAAGUUGAACAGUAUUGGUGCGGAAAUCCCGAUCCGGCUAAUGGUUAUGGUGUAACUGGUUGCGCUCGGGCUAUGUGUGCCAAUCGAAUUUCGUACAGUUUUGAUUUCAAAGGACCAAGUUGUGCGAUUGAUACCGCUUGCUCAAGCUCAUUUUAUGCAUUGUCACUAGCGUUCUCCCAUUUAAAAUCUGGCGAAUGUGAUUCUGCUAUUGUGGCCGGAACUGGUCUUAUUCUAAGGCCAACGAUGUCAUUGCAGUUCAAACACUUGGGUAUGUUGGGCGCCGAUGGAAAAUGCAAAUCAUUCGACGAAAGUGGAGCUGGUUAUGUACGAUCUGAUGGUUGUGUGGUUAUCUUUUUGCAAAAGGAAAGCCAAGCUCGUCGUAUUUAUGCAUCAAUUUUGAAUGUUCGCACAAAUACCGAUGGUUUCAAAGAGGAGGGCAUCACAUUUCCCAUUGGUAACAUGCAAACUCGAUUGAUGCGUGAAACUUACAACGAAAUUGGAUUGCAUCCGAAUGAUGUUGUGUAUGUUGAAGCACAUGGCACUGGUACAAAAGUCGGUGACACACAAGAAGUGAAUUCAAUCACUGACUUUUUCUGCAAAAAUCGUAAAACGCCAUUGCUCAUGGGCGCUGUAAAAUCAAAUAUGGGACAUGCUGAAUCAGCUUCUGGUGUAUGUUCGAUUGCUAAAGUUCUUUUGGCAAUGGAAACCGGUAUUAUUCCGGGGAACUUGCACUAUAAAUCACCAAAUCCCGAUUUACAAGGUAUUAUUGAUGGCCGCCUUAAAGUUGUCGACCGAAACACAGCAUGGAGCGGUGGAAUCGCCGCAUUGAAUUCAUUCGGUUUUGGUGGCACUAAUGGCCAUCUCAUCCUUCGAUCGAAUACAAAACGAAAAGUAUUAACACCAAGAAAUACAAUUCCACGUUUGGCUGUACUCUCCGGUCGUACCAGUGAUGCUGUCGACUUGCUUCUGGAUGAAAUUGAAAAAAACAAAACUGACGAUGAAUUCAUCGGAUUAGUCAAUAAAAUCCACUCAAAGAACAUUCCAUUGCAUUACUCACGUGGUUAUGCUGUUGUUGAUUGUGACAUUACGACCGUUCGCGAAGUGAAUGAAUUGGUCGACGACAAACGCCCGGUCUGGUAUAUUUACUCUGGACUUGGAUCUCAAUGGAGUGGCAUGGCUAAGGAUUUGAUGCAUUUGGAAGUGUUCCGUAACAGCAUCAAUCGUUGUGCAGAUGCUUUGCGUCCAGAGGGCUUUGAUUUGGUUAAAGUUCUCAUGGAAAGUGAUGAAUCGGCAUUCGAUGAUAUUUUGAAUUCAUUCGUUUCGAUAGCUGCUAUUCAAGUUGCUCUCACCGAUGUCUUAACCCACUUGGAAAUCACACCGAAUGGAAUCAUCGGACAUUCGACCGGUGAAUUAGGUUGUGCUUAUGCGGACGGUUGCUUUACACCAGAACAAACCGUUUUGGCUGCAUAUUGGAGAGGACGUAGCAUAUUGGAAACAAACUUGAAAAAGGGUAUGAUGGCUUCGAUUGGUUUAACUUGGGAAGAAACAAAGGCACGUGCUCCAGCCGAUAUCGUUGCCGCAUGUCAUAACAGCACUAGCAAUGUCACCAUUUCAGGAUCACCAGAAUCGAUCAUAAAAUUCCUCGAUGAACUCAAAAAAGAUGGUGUAUUUGCUAAGGAGGUCAACUCAUCAGGCUAUGCCUUCCACAGCAAAUACAUUGCUGAUGCUGGACCAAAAAUGAAUAAAUCAUUAAAACGUAUCAUUCCAAAUCCAAAGCCCCGUUCGUCUCGUUGGAUCAGUACCAGUUUACGUGAAGAAGAUUGGACAUCAGCCAUGGCUCAAAAAAGCUCAUCGGACUAUCACGUAAACAACUUUUUGUCUCCAGUUUUGUUCCACGAAGCCCUUCAAAAGAUUCCAAAAAAUGCUAUCUGCAUCGAAAUAGCCCCAACUGGUUUAUUGCAAGCCAUUUUGAGGAGAUCAUUGGACAGCGAAACCAUCAAGUUGAGCUUGAUCAAAAGCGGACACGAAAAUAAUCUUUGUUUCUUCUUGCAAAACAUCGGAAAAUUAUAUGCCGCUGGUGCUCAACCACAGGUCUUGAAAUUGUAUGCCCCUCUUUCAUACCCAGUUGGUCGUGGAACAGCUAUGUUAAAUUCGACAGUUGGAUGGGAUCACUCACAGCGCUUUAUUGUUCCAAAACUCGGAAAUCUAACCUCCGGUGAAACAAUUAUUGAGGUAAACCUUUCCAAAGACGAAGACACAUAUUUGGCUGGUCAUGCAAUAGAUGGUCGUAUUUUGUUCCCAGCUACUGGUUAUAUGACAUUGGCGUGGCGUACAUUCGCAAAAAUAAAGAACAGCAUGUUCGAACAGACACCAGUUGUUUUCGAAGAUGUUGUUUUCCACCGUGCUACCAUUUUGCGAAAGGACGGCUCCGUCAAACUCGGCAUCAAAUUCUUCGAUGGAACCAAUCGUUUUGAAAUUUGUGAAGGAGGUUCAUUGGCUGUAUCUGGUAAAAUCUAUGUACCCGAAGAUAUUGAAUCCGAGGAAUUGCCAUUGGAGCCACUUGAACAAGACAAAUCAGGUCUGACAUUGAAACUCAACGAUGUCUACAAGGAGUUGCAUAUUCGUGGUUACGAUUAUAGUGGUGAAUUCUGUGGCAUCAAGGAAUCCAAUUCGAAAGCCACUACUGGUAAAUUGCAAUGGCAAAACAAUUGGGUCACUUUCAUCGAUACCAUGUUGCAAUUUAUUAUUAUGGGCAAAAAUGACCGUGAAAUUUACUUGCCAACACGUAUAGAACGUGCUGUUUUUAAUCCAAGCAAACACUUGGAAAUGGUCGAACAUUUCAAACAAAACAAAGCUGAUGUUCCAGUUUAUAUGUACAAAGAUCUCAAUGUCGUUAAAUCGGGCGGCGUUGAAUUGCGCGGAUUGAAGGCUUCAUUGGCACCUCGACGUCCAGGCACACAAUCACCAAUCUUAGAACAAUAUAUGUAUGUACCAUUCCAAAAUGCAAAUGAAGAUUUAUCAAAGAACGCCGAACGUGCACGUUUCCAUGCCAUUUCUGUUUCAACUCGUGUGGCAGCUGAAAACAGUGGCGGUGCAUUGAGAAUUAAAGUGGCUGAAGUUAUUGAAAAUAAAACAGCCGAAAAUUCCCUUUCACAAACCAUUCAAACCAUCAUGCAAUCUGAGCCAAGGUUUAGUAGUGAGGUCAUUAUUGUAACCAAUCAACCAACUGAACCGUAUAUACAAGCCGUCGGAGAAUCGGGCAUUCGUGUUGUUUUCAAAGAUCCAAGCACUGGUCCAGUUGAAUCAAACUGUCAUCUAGUCAUUGCUUACGAUGUUGUUCCACGUUCUAACGCUAAAACUGUUAUUGAUAAUCUUAAAUCAUCAAUCCGUGAAGGUGGUUUCAUUUUGCUCGAAGAAAAUGUUGUCGGUUAUGACGAGGCCACUGCAAACAAAUUAUUCAACAGUUUAAAUUUAGCAAUUAUCUCGGUUCAACGUGCUAACGACAAAUACUUUAUUUUAUUGCGUCCAAUCGUCGAUUUGGCCACUCGAAACAAGACCGUCAUCAAGAUCACCGAAAAGAAUUACUCAUACCUUGGACAAUUGCAAACAGCUUUGGCGAAUGCUGAAAGAGAUAACACUUAUGUGUACAUUGUUGGACACGGUGAAGAACUAUUGGGCGCCGUUGGUUUUAUGAACUGCCUCAAAUAUGAAAACGGUGGAAAAUUUGCUCGUUUGAUAUUCGUACAAGAUGCAAAGGUUGAGCAGUUUUCAUUCACCAGCAAAAUGUAUGCCAAUCAAUUGAGCAAAGAUUUGAUCAUCAAUGUGUAUAAGAAUGGCGGUUGGGGAACAUUCAGACAUUUGAAAUUGGAUGAAGUUUCGAAAGUCCCCGUCGAGCAUGCUUACGUGAAUGCUUUGAUCAAGGGAGAUUUAUCAAGCUUAUCAUGGAUUGAAAGCCCAUUGACACAUCAAAUGAUUGAUCCGUUAGAUAAAAAAAAUGAAUUGUGCUCCGUUUACUAUGCACCAAUCAAUUUCCGUGACGUUAUGUUGAGCACAGGAAGAUUGGCGGCCGAUGCCCUGCCAGGUGAUUUACCGACUCAGGAUUGUGUAUUGGGCAUGGAAUUUGCUGGACGUGACUCAAACGGAAAACGUAUAAUGGCCAUGGUUCAAGCAAAAGCACUUGCAACAACUUGUGUUGCUCAACGAAAUAUGAUGUGGGAAAUUCCCGACAACUGGAGCAUGGAAGAAGCGUCAACUGUUCCGUGUGUUUAUUCAACGGUCUAUUAUGCUUUGGUCGUCCGCGGUCAAAUGAAAAAGGGCGAAUCGAUUUUAAUUCAUGCUGGUAGCGGUGGAGUGGGACAAGCAGCAAUCAAUGUUGCUCUACAUCAUGGAUUGACCGUUUACACAACAGUUGGUAGCAAAGAGAAGCGUGAAUUCUUGAAAAAGACCUUCCCUCAAUUGAGUGAUGCUCACAUUGGUAACUCGCGUGACACAUCAUUCGAACAAUUUAUCAUGCGUGCCACCAAAGGGAAGGGAGUUGACUUGGUUUUAAAUUCACUUGCCGACAAUAUGCUGCAAGCUUCAAUACGGUGCUUGGGUCUCGAUGGACGUUUCUUGGAAAUCGGAAAAGUUGAUAUGCACAACAAUUCGCCGCUAGGAAUGUCUGUGUUCUUGAAGAACACAUCAUUUCAUGGUAUUUUAUUGGAUAGAAUUAUGGCUAGUGAUGACAAAGAAAAGGAGUUAGUUGUCACUUUGGUUGCUGAAGGUAUUAAAAAUGGCGCCGUUCGUCCACUGCCAACAACCAUUUUCAAUGAAAAUCAAGUGGAACAAGCGUUCCGUUUUAUGGCCAGUGGUAAACACAUUGGAAAAGUUGUGGUGAAAGUGCGCGAUGAAGAAUCACGCGAAGUUCAAAAGCCAACCUCAAAACUAAUUGCUGCAAUUCCACGUACGUAUUUCUAUAGUGAUAAAACCUAUGUCAUUGUUGGUGGUUUGGGCGGCAUCGGCUUAGAAUUAGUCAAUUGGAUGAUAGCACGUGGUGCAUCAAAAUUCGUAGUAACAUCACGUAGCGGCGUUAAAAGUGGUUAUCAAUCAUUAAUGAUACGUCGUUGGACCGAAAAGGGUGUUAACGUUUUAGUUGAUACAAAUGAUGUGACAACAUUGGCGGGUGCACAAAAUUUACUCAAUGCAGCCACUAAAUUGGGACAAAUUGGUGGUAUUUUCAAUCUUGCUGGUAUUUUGCGUGUUAACUUGUUUGAAAAGCAAACAGAAGAUGAUUUCAAAGCAGUUGGUAUGCCCAAAGUAAAUGGAACCAAAUGUUUGGAUGCUGUUUCACGCAAACUAUGUCCCAAAUUGGAUUAUUUUGUUUGCUUUUCGACGAUAUCAAGUGGACGUGGUAUUGAUGGACAAACAAAUUAUGGGUUGGCCAAUUCUGGUAUGGAUCGUAUUUGUGAAAGUCGUCAAAUGGCCGGAUUACCUGGAAAGGCCAUCCAGUGGGGUGCUGUCGGUGAUACUGGGAUGUUCAUCCAAAAUACGGGCGAUAAUGAUGCUGUAAUCAUAGGCACCAUUCCUCAGCGUAUGGUCUCGGUUUUAAAAACCUUGGAUAUAUUUAUGCGCCAACCUCAUGCUGUACUUUCCUCAUUGGUUAUCUCUGGAAAGAAUAAAAAUGAAAGUGGAAAUUUGUCGUUGGUCGAUUGUGUUGCCAACAUCUUGGAAAUAAAAGAUUUGAAAAGUGUAUCAGAUCAAACAACAUUUUCCACUUUGGGCAUGGACUCAUUAAUAAGUGCCGAAAUUAGACAAGCAUUGGAACGGGAUUAUAAUAUUACAUUGAACGCUGCAGAAGUUCUACAACUAACUUUCGGCAAACUCAAAGAAAUGGCCGACCAUAAAUAAGUUAAUGAAAGUGAUGUUCAAGUGUAAAAUUAAUUUUUUUAAAUUGAAAUUUGAAACGUAUUCUAUAAAGCUUUUUCAAAAUUGUCUUUCAUUGCUAUUCAUAAAUUGAAACAUCUGUUGAAUCAUUUAGACAAUUUUUAAUAAACUCGUUAAUAAAAAGAAAGUCCGUGGUUUAAUUUUUUUUGGCAAAGUUAUUGUCUGAUAGAUUCCGUGACCAAUCACUAGAAACAUAUUUGCACUGGGU
This is a messenger RNA of Contarinia nasturtii (swede midge), 6643 nucleotides long. Its product is annotated as fatty acid synthase-like. The transcript has 6 exons. Gene Ontology annotation, molecular function: phosphopantetheine binding; 3-oxoacyl-[acyl-carrier-protein] synthase activity; oxidoreductase activity. Gene Ontology annotation, biological process: fatty acid biosynthetic process. The record is from RefSeq and is a predicted model, not a curated record. The coding region runs from base 94 to 6399 and encodes 2101 amino acids. NCBI's taxonomy places the organism in Eukaryota, Metazoa, Arthropoda, Insecta, Diptera, Cecidomyiidae.